UUUGCUAAAGUUUAGCCAGCAGGCUAGCUUCGUCUUGUUGACUUAUGUUAUUGAGUUAUCGUUGUUUGAGCUAGCCUCCGAUCUAUUUCUCUUAGUAUCUGAGACAAAUGGGAAACUGAAACUUUUAAAAAGGAGCCAUGAACGGCAGCACUACGCCACUCUUAGACAAAGAGGAGCAUGUUUUGAAGCUCGGAGAGAGCUUCGAAAAGAGGCCAAAAUCUUCCUUUCAUACAAUUAGAUAUGACUUUAAACCUGCGUCUAUCGACACGAGCUGUGAGGGAGAGCUGCAAGUUGGAAAAGGGGAUGAAGUCACGAUAACAUUACCUCACAUUCCAGGUUCCACACCUCCCAUGACAGUAUUCAAAGGGAACAAGCGGCCGUACCAAAAAGACUGUGUGCUCAUCAUCAACCACGACACGGGCGAGUUUGUCCUAGAGAAACUAAGCAGCAGCAUCCAGGUCAAGAAAACCAGGGCGGAGGGGAGCAGUAAAAUCCAGGCCCGGAUCGAGCAGCAGUCGGUACGGUCCACCCAACCUACCUCCCAGUUCCGAGCCCCCACCAAGCCUGGUGCGGGUAUCAAGACCUCCCCCUCCCCAUCCAAAGAUAACCCUUCUCCAGAACCCCAGCUUGAUGACAUCAAGAGAGAGCUGCGUGCGGAGGUGGAGGUGAUAGAGCAGAUGAGCAGCAGUGGGAGCAGUAGUUCCUCAGACUCUGGCAGUGGAGAUGACAGCUCCAGCAGUGAUGGCGAGCAUGACGCCCCCCUGACUCACGGGCAGACCUCCCCCAGCCGCCACUCCUCAGCCAAUGGGGGGGCGGACAGACAGCAUGGCAGCAGCCAGCUCAUGAGCACACUCAGAAAUGGAGGAGCUUGUUUUGAAAUAUCACCUGUAGUUCUUGCCCCUUGUCUCAUCUCAUAUCAGAAAAAUCCGAGGGGUGUGUUUUUAUUAGCUCAUUGUAGAUUUUAAAAUAGUAGCGCUUCGUAGAUGGCCCACACAGUUCCCCUCAAAAGGCCCCAUGAAAAUGAACUACGUGGAAAACAAAACCGCGUUGGGAGGCUUUUGACCAAGUCUGAGUCAGCAUGUCAGUGGGCUCAUUGCUUCAAAUGUGUGUUGUGAUGGAAUUUCAGCCCGAACAUCAACUAAUAUUUCACUGUAUUCAUCUAUUCCUCAAUCCCAAACUCAUUUUACAUUGUUCAUUCUAUUAAUUUGAUAUUUAUCGCGAAGUAAAUCUCAGAGGACCGUGGAAAACAAUACUGAACAGUUAGUGAAACGAGAUUAGGGGGGAUUUUACGCUUAGUUUUAAAUAACACUGCCUUUUGCUAAUUGGGGGGAAAAAAGAGUCAUGGUCGGUCAUCGCCAUGUCAAGCUUCUUUGAAUUUUCAUUUGCGUAUUUACUGACAUUUGAUUCAGGAGCGUGAAGUGUGGUAGAAUUAUAUCAACCAUCAUAGACAAUUAAGUUCCAUGAUGUCACACAUUUGUGUCCUCUGAUCCCGAACGCUCAUAUUACAAAACUUAUAAAACAGGAAGAAAAAAAAUCUUCCAGCAUCCAUUCAUUAUCCAAGCCACUUAGCCUGAGCAGGGUCUUGGGGAUGCUGGAGCCUAUCCCAGCAGCCAUUGGGCGGCAGGCGGGGAGACACCCUGGACAGGCCGCCAGUCCAUCACAGGGCCAACACACGCACACACAUUAAUACCUAGGGACAAUUUAGUAUGACCAUUCACCUGACAUAAGAAAGGACAGGAUGGUCAGUUGGUUUGUGAAGUCAUAUCCCCCAAAUACAGGACAUGGGUUCAAGUCCAUAUUUGCUGUGUCUGCCGAAGUUUGGGUUUAAAAUGCUUUGUGGAUUAAUAAAGCAUAUCAACGAGUCUGCUUUCGCAGACAAAUAACCUAAAACGCCCAUUUUAUAGAAUCAGUAAGCAUCGCUAUUGGUUUUUAUUUAUUGUAAGCAUUCCUCAGUCAUUAUUUCUCCUCUGGUGGAAAAUUAAAUGUCGGGAAAGUACUUAAAUUGUCAUCAUGUUGGAAUGACACAUGUACCCAUGUACAUGUGUCAUUCCAACAUACGGGGUAAAUCCAGGAGGAAGCUCUGAUUUUUUUUUUUUAGUUUGUUCUACCUGUUGUGAGUUUCCCCCCCAGUACAGCAGUCACUAAUGUUCAGCAAUAUCAGUCAGUAUAAGCUGAUUAUUAUUACGAGCCAAACACUAACUAACCAGUGUCCACGUACCCUAAAAGUGUUUCC
Messenger RNA from Lampris incognitus (smalleye Pacific opah), 2233 nucleotides. RefSeq names its product ELL associated factor 1 (gene eaf1). Gene Ontology annotation, cellular component: super elongation complex. The transcript is spliced from 6 exons. Gene Ontology annotation, molecular function: transcription elongation factor activity. Gene Ontology annotation, biological process: positive regulation of DNA-templated transcription; regulation of transcription elongation by RNA polymerase II. The coding region runs from base 138 to 965 and encodes 275 amino acids. Lineage: Eukaryota; Metazoa; Chordata; Actinopteri; Lampriformes; Lampridae. The record is from RefSeq and is a predicted model, not a curated record.